Molecule: messenger RNA, 1134 nt
Organism: Bacidia gigantensis
Lineage: Eukaryota; Fungi; Ascomycota; Lecanoromycetes; Lecanorales; Ramalinaceae
Exons: 3
Coding region: 1-1134 (377 amino acids)
Source: RefSeq, a predicted model, not a curated record
AUGGAGAGUGGAGAUGUUGCAGCACAUCUAGAAUCCAAAAAUGGCACCCCAAUCAAGGGGCUGAACAUUGCAUGCGUGGUAUUGACCGGUAUUGUCCUGAUCCUACGCUGUUGGUCGCGCGCUACAAGCCCGAAGACAAAGUUUGGUGCGGAUGACUGGACGGCUCUUGCGAGUUGGCCUAUUGUUGCGGCUUUCAAUCUGCUCACUGUAAAAUACACAACUAUAGGCUUUGGGCUUCAUGUGGUCGAAGUCCCGCCAGAAGACCUUGUCAAGGGUCUCAAGAUUUCAUACGCGAGUUAUCAUCUAUACGAUUUUGGCAUGACAUUAAUCCGAGUUUCUGCGAUUCCGUUCUACAUCCGAAUCUUCGAUCCCCGGAAUUCAAGAUAUCGCUAUUUUAUCUGGGCUACUUUGGGAUUCAAUCUGGCCUGGCUACUUUCCUUUGAAAUCGUGACCACAGUCCCCUGCCUACCAAUUCACUCCUUCUGGGAUCUGGAUCGAGUAAAGCCAUCUUCAUCGCCGCCUAAGUGCUUGUCGAUAAUUACGGUUCAUAUCUGGUAUGGUAUCACCAGUGUAUUGCUGGAUUUGAUGGUCUUGGUCCUGCCUGUGCACCGCCUUGUAGCAUUGCAAAUUAGCCUACUCAAGAAGAUUCGCGUCAUCUUCAUAUUCAUCAUGGGCUAUUGCGUCAUCAUUUUCACAAUCGGUAGGCUUGUAUCUAUUAUUCGAGCUGGCAAACAGCUCAACACAGAUUUUACAUGUUUGUCACAACCUCACCUAGCAAAGUGUAUGCAAGAUACACGACUGAUAUUCUCAGGGGCAUUGGUCACGCCACUUUACUGGUUUACGUGCGAGAUCUCAAUGGCAAGCGUGUGCAUAUCGCUACCGAUGAUACCCCAGCUUGUUCAACGCGCCACACAACAAGGAUUUCUGGCUCUGUUCGACGCUAGAAAAUACCCUGAUACCUCUCUGGCUUCGCGCCCGAUCAAGAACGCUAGCGCCGAAGAUGGGUUUGCUCGUCUGAAUGAUAGAGAGGUGAGGACUACAGAGCAGAUACUUCUAGGAAACAUGGAACCUUAUGAGCAUGCCAUUAGCAUUUACGUAGCAGAUAACGAGCCUGAACCAAAUAUGGCCGACUAA